Molecule: messenger RNA, 4152 nt
Organism: Pedinophyceae sp. YPF-701
Lineage: Eukaryota; Viridiplantae; Chlorophyta; Pedinophyceae
Source: the annotation of a GenBank genome assembly
AUGCUGGCUGCGGGCUCCACGGGGUCGGGACUGCACGGAUUCGGCAGCGUGAGCAACGGGGACGAUUUGAUCGACGCGGCGAUCAACAGCUCCGAGGGCAAUGACGGUUCGGCGCACAUGCAAUCGACGCGCGAGGGCGGACGCCCCCCGCGGCCGAAGCUGGAGCAGAUGCGCUCGCGACAAGAGUCUUGGUCGCAGCCGGGGACCGGCGAGGAGAUCGAGACGCAGGCUCGCUCGCGGAUGACGGCGCUCGCGUCCCUGAAGCGCAACGCCAGCGGCAGGCGGCGGAGCGUGUCCGAUGACGGCGCUAGCACACCUCCCACGCCCCCCGCCGCCGCCGCUGCGGGCGCGCCCGCGCCGCCGGAGGGCUCGCUCAGCGGGUCGGGCUCGCAGCCGCCUGCGGUGCGCUUCGGCCCCGAGGACUACGACUGGAGCGAAAUGGACCAUUACUUGCGCCACGUCAACAUGCCAACAGCAUUCGACACGCCGUCCGUGUCCCACGCGAACUCCCUGCACGGCUCGGCCGCCACGUCGGGCGCCACGGCGACAAAGGCGGACCCGGACCCCGCGAACUCGGCGAGGGCACCGCCGCGCCCCUCGCCGCUCGGCCUGGCGCUGCCGCUGCCGGCGCCGACGCCGGCAAACGAGAUCACGAGCCCGACGGCGCGUUCGCGGCCGAUGAUCCUCCCCCAGCGCAGCAACGCGAAGUCGCACUACAGCUCCGCGCACAGCGGAGCGGGCGACGCGCCUGGCCCCGGGCUGCCGCCUGACGUGCCCGACGCCAGUACGAGCGUGCUGCGGGCCAGCAUCGAGGCACCCAGGCCGGCUGCGCCGGCGGCGCAGGAGCGGAAGGCCGGGUUCUUCCAGCGCAUGGUGUCAUCGGGAAAAGAGAAGGCACGAAAGCCGUCCAAAAAGGGGGGCAGGAGCCCCGCUGCGUCAUCGCACGAGGGCUCCGCGCGCUCGGGGCGGUCCGAGAAGGGCCGCCGCAAGUCGAGGGACGGGCGGCGGAAGUCCGAGAAGGGCCGGAAGAAGCGCGGCAUUCUGCGCAAGUCGACCGACGCCGAGCGCCCGCGCCCGCGCGCCUCGCCGCCGCAGCCGGGGCGCAAGAGCUCCAACACGACGUUCCAGGAGGGCGUCGAGGUGCUGCUGCCGGACGGCUCGAAGGACUUCGAGCAGCUCUCCGGGGAACCGGUGUCGCGGAGCAGCCUCUCGCAGCGCCCGAACGUCCGCUUCUCCCUGUCGCAGCGCGACGGGGAGGACGCCGACGCGCCUGUCGACCCGCUGCGGUCGCUCCCGCUGCCGUCCGUGGAGGAGCAGCCCGGGACUGGGGUCCCGCACGACGGCGCGGGGUCGAGCAACCCGGUGACGCCGAAGCGGACCACGCGGCCGCGCGUGAUGUCAGAAAUGCGGUCGCUGGUGUCCAAGGGGUCCGGGGGCAGUGCGUUGCAGAGCGCGAGGCGGUCGGAGAUAUUCCCGUCGGAGAACGGGAGCGAGAAGGGGAGUUCGCACGCGGGCCGGCCGGGUGAGCUGCAGCGCGUGGGUAGCAGCAAGGUCAAGGGCGGUAGGGCCAAGGCGCAGCUGACGAAGGCGGAGUCGAAGCUCGGGAAGGCGUUUGCGAAGCUCAAGAACAAGCGCAGGGACCGGCUGGAGGCGAAGGAGGACGCGCAGGAGCCGAUGCAAGUGCAGAGUCGUGCCAAGUCGCUGUUCGAUGUGGGCAUGCUGCGACGCAAGUCGAAGCCGAAGGUGGCCGAGGACCCCACGAUAGCGGCUUUGAAGGAGCUCAAGGCCGGGGGCGCGCGGAACCGCUCGUUCGCGGGCUUCAUGCGCCGCGACGUGUUCAACAACAGCUCCGGGGGUCUGCGGCGGCAGGCUACGGACAAGGUCUCCAUGGUCGAGGAGGAGGGCGAGGGGGAGCCCGGGGGCUCGUCGGCGGGCCAGCGCGCGAGCACGCAGCAGUCGGGGCGCGGGCCGAGGCAGACGGCCGAUUGGUUCCGAUCGCACAUUCGCAAACUGCCCUUCAUGGAUGACAUCCGGCGCUUCUAUGAGGAGACGUACACGCACGUGUCGCACAUCGAGCGGAUGUACUGGAGCCAGGAGGCCGCGGAGGGCCUCGCGCGCAUGCGCAGGAAGCAGGACGGCCUGCGCAUUCUGCUUGGACUGGGCACGGGGUCUUCGCCAAAGAUUGAUCUGGCGCCGGCGGCGUCGCUGAUCAGCCGGUGCUGGCACUCGUUCGUCGCGGUGAUGCGCGUGCCGGAGCUGGAGGAGCUGCUGCUGUGGAUGGUCGAGAACUACCAGACGGAGAUCGGGAAGAUCGCGCAGGACAACGCGCGCGCCGACAAGGGCCUGUCGCGGCUGCGCGACCGCACGCGCGGCCUCGUGGACCGCGCCCGGCUCGCCAUGGGCGGAAACGAGCGCCACCGCCAGGGCAGCGUGACCGUCGUGCAGGUCCUCGAGUGCAUGGUCGACCUCGCCUGCGUGGUCCGCAAAAAGCACGCCUACCAGGCCGUGGGCACGUACGUAUUGCAGCUGCUGUCUUCGCUCGGGUUCGACAUAUCUGAGAACCAGCCGGAAGACGGGCAGCCCCUGGAGAUCUCCGCGACGCAGCAGGACGUGUCCGAGGAGUGCGUCAUGCUCCUCAUGGCCGCGGGGCGCCUGUACAUGGGGAUGGGCCGCCUGGACAGCGCGCUGACGUGUCUGCUGGCCGCGUCGGAGAACGGCAAGGAGAUCUUCGGCCCAACGCACCCCGUGCCCCUCGGCGCGCUGCUCCUGGCCGCCGAGGCGCAGGCGGGGCUCGGAGACUACUCGUACAUGUCUGCGGCGCUCACGGAGGUCCUCGAGUUGUGCCGGUCGACGAUGCGCGGGUCCGCGGUGGAGCGGCGCAGCGAGGCGACGCGGAAGCUAGUGCAGGCGCUGCGCCUCGACGUGCGCCACACGAUCAUCACGGAGGGCAGCGUCGCCGGCGCGGAGAGGGCGGAGAAGGCGCUGGUGGAACUGAAGACCGUGUUCGGCCCGCACCACCCGGAGUCGUCGUCGCUGCUGGGGUUCCUGGCGGGGUCGAAGGAGCCGCGCGCGAUCGCGGCGCUGCCGGACCGCAUCCGGGACGCGAUCGACGGCGUGGGCCGGAUUCUAGGCACGCAGCGGCACGUGCGCGUCGCCUCGCUGCGAACGUGGCUCGCCGGGGCGCUCGCCGCGGGCGGGGACGUCGAGCAAGCUCACGAGCACGCGACCACCGCGCUGGAGGUCGCGCGCAGCUGGCUGGGGCCGCAGCACCCGGACGUGGCGGAGUUCAUGGCGGUGUGCGCCGCGACGGGCCCGCCGGAGCAGCGCGUGCCGACGCUGACGGCGGCGCGCGACAUCAAGGUCGUGGAGCUCUGGAACCACCCGGACAGCCUCAGCCUCAACCUCCAGCUCGCCGACGCGCAGUUCGUGGCCGGGAACGUCGACGAGGCCCUCGUCUCGUACGAGCGCGCGCAGCACUUUGUACAGACACGGGUCUUCCCGGCGCGGCGGCACCCGUCCGUCGCGGUCAUCCUGCGGCACAAGGCCAUCGUCCACCUGUCCGUCGGCGCCGCGGAGGAGGCGCACGCUGCGCUGGAGGAGGCGUUCGGGAUCCUGAAGGGCACUGUUCCCGCCAACUGCCCCACGCUGGUCGCCGUGAGGGAGCUGCUCGGGAUGCUGCUGCGCGUGGACGAGCACGAUGGCAACAGCAAGGCCGAGCAGGAAGAGAAGGACGCCGGCCGGAACCCGCUGCGCGGCUCGAGUUCGAAGGGCGCCAGUUUCUGGAAGCGCGUCACGAAGCCGGAACGCGCACGCAUGCUCUCCGGCGCGUCCGACAUGACGCUCAUGGAUCAUACGACCAGGAAGUCGCACAGCUUCACGCGGGCGUCCGGCACGGACGACGCCGCCGCGCAGCCCGCGAAGCCGGGGCUGUUCAAGCGCGCCUCGAACCGGCUGUUCGGGGUAGCGAAGCGGCGCUCGAUGCGCCCGUCGGGGGAUGAGCUGUCUCAUCCGAGUCGGUCGCCGUCCGACAUGGUCAACGCGAGCGCCAGCAGCGGGAUGACUCUCAGCGGCCCGAGCCAGUCCAGAUCGAGCCGGUCGAGGCCGGAACUGCGCGCCGCGCCGCUGUCGCAGUCGCAUACGUCACUGCAUUAG